GUAGUAAUUCGAAUUGACGUCACUUUGUAGUCAAUUUGACCUCGGAUGCCGGAGAAUCCAUUUGCUGCUGGUAGCUAAGCUGCUGAAAGUUGUGUAACAAGGAAAACAAAAAGGACACCGCUCCCGGGAGGACUCGUUCAUUAGAGCUAUAUAGAGGGUCUCUCCUCGUACAUCUACCCUCCAACGCCCAAAUUGUAAUUGUAUUUCGGCAAAAAUGUUUUCACUGUCAACGUCUUUUCAGCCACAACAGAUGAUAGUGCCCCUCAGCCAACUCAUCAAUGCCCUCCACUCUCUGAAGAACUCAGCCACAGCCUCAGUCCAGGCGCUUCACAAAGACUUCAUUCCAGAGCACAGUUCAUAUCUAAAAGAGCCCAGUGUAAGUCUGAGGGAGCUCGGCCUGUCUGACAUCAGGGUAAGUCAGCUGGAUGAGCUGGUCAGCAGGUUACUGCCUUUACCAGGACCAGUAGAACCUCCCACUGUUCCUUCGACAUGGAGGUCGAGUCAUGUUUCUUCUGACAGCUUCUUUCACAACAAGCAUGGGUUUUCACACAGAGGAUUGGGAGUUUUUGGCUCCCCAUUAUUCCACAGACAAUACCAUAGACCUCUAAAAGAAGUUUGCUCUGAUCUACAAUUCUUGCCAGUAUGGAUCCAGAGUCGGGGCUUCAAAACGUUGAGAACAAAGACCAGAAGAACAGAGUCUAGUUAUGACGGUCCGGUGGAGUCGGACUAUACACCAGCAUUCAUGAAGGGAUUGCUUCAGAGGGAAAAGGGACCUGAUGUACAAUCACUGGACCAACUGGCGAAACAAAAGAACCUUCCAGAUAACCAGCAGGAAGCUUUCAAGACAGGUUUCAGUGAGGGGUUCAUGAGGUCUCAGGCCUACACUCAGAGAACACAAGACUCACUGAGAAGAACCAGGUUGAUCCUGUUGGUCCUCCUACUUCUGGGUAUUUAUGGCUUGUCAAGAACCCCGUUUCUCUCGGGUAAAGGCUCCUUUUCUGAUGCUGUGAGAUUCCGCACCACAUCUGGUCUCGACUCAGCAGUCGACCCCAUCCAGAUGAAAAAUGUGACAUUUGAGCAUGUCAAAGGAGUGGAGGAGGCAAAGAAUGAGUUGCAAGAGGUUGUGGAGUUUCUCAGGAACCCCCAGAAGUUUACCGUUCUGGGUGGAAAGCUGCCUAAAGGGAUCCUCUUAGUUGGUCCACCAGGCACAGGAAAGACUCUGUUAGCCCGAGCUGUGGCUGGGGAGGCUGAUGUGCCGUUCUACUACGCCUCCGGGUCGGAGUUCGAUGAGAUGUUUGUGGGUGUCGGUGCUAGCAGGAUCAGGAACCUUUUCAAAGAGGCAAAAGCUAAUGCUCCCUGCGUCAUCUUCAUCGAUGAGUUGGACAGCGUUGGCGGAAAGAGGAUUGAGUCUCCAAUGCAUCCCUAUUCUAGACAAACCAUCAACCAGCUGCUGGCUGAAAUGGAUGGGUUUAAACCAAACGAGGGCGUCAUUGUUGUUGGUGCUACAAACUUUGCAGAGGCUUUGGAUAACGCUCUGGUAAGGCCCGGAAGGUUUGACAUGCAGGUGACGGUCCCUCACCCCGAUGUGAAAGGACGCACUGAAAUUCUCAACUGGUAUCUGUCCAAGAUCAAAGUGGACCCUGCGGUGGAAGCAGAGAUUAUUGCCCGGGGCACAGUGGGCUUCUCUGGGGCAGAGCUAGAGAACCUGGUCAACCAGGCCGCCCUGAAGGCAGCCGUGGACGAGAAAGAGAUGGUCACAAUGGGAGAUCUGGAGUUCGCUAAGGACAAGAUCCUCAUGGGCCCUGAGAGGAAGAGUGUUGUAAUCGACAAGAUGAACAAGACCAUCACAGCCUACCAUGAGUCUGGUCAUGCCAUUGUUGCCUAUUACACCAAAGAUGCAAUGCCCAUCAAUAAGGCCACUAUCAUGCCCAGAGGCCCAACUCUUGGCCAUGUGUCCAUGCUCCCAGAGAAUGACCGUUGGAGUGAGACGAGAGCCCAGCUGCUGGCUCAGAUGGAUGUCAGUAUGGGCGGGCGAGUAGCAGAGGAGCUCAUCUUUGGAGAUGACAACAUCACCACUGGAGCCUCCAGUGACUUCGAUGGAGCAACCAAAUUAGCAAAAAUGAUGGUGACCAGGUUCGGCAUGAGUGACAAGCUCGGUGUCAUGACCUACGGUGACGUGUCCAAGCAGAGCCCCGAGACACAAGCUGCCAUCGAACAGGAAGUCAGAGCUCUACUCAAGGACUCUUACGAACGUGCUAAAACAAUCCUGAAGACGUACAGCAACGAGCACAAGAAGCUAGCUGAUGCCCUGCUAACUCAUGAAACUCUGGAUGCCAAAGAGAUCCAGAUGGUGCUUGAGGGCAAAUCACUGGACCAGCAGAUACCUCAGUAGAUAUUUUAGACUCUUGUAUCAUGUAUAUAUAUAUAAAGCUGUGCAUUUGUGCACAGGCCUUUUGGAGGCCUUGUAUUUCAGUUGUUUGUAUCCCUCUUAUUAUCAAUGUGAAGAUGUCACUGAUGAUUAAGUUGCACCCCUUGGACAUUUUUAUUGUAUUUUCAUUUGUCCUGCAUUUCCUGUAGAGAAGACUUUUGGUUUCACAGUGAUUUUUAAAGCACACAGUGAUUUAAUUGGAUGAAAAACAUAUUUGUUCUCCACAAGUUUGACUCCUAAUCAAGGCUUUAUGACAGGCUUGUUGUCAGAGACUCAAGACAAAUGACGUCUGUAGUAGUUUUAUACAUCAGAGUCAUGUUUAGUAUCAGGUUAAACAGCAAAUAAAUAUGAUUAAGAGCAUGGUUAAUUAAGAUGAGAUGAAUGAUUUCAUGUGUGUGUAUGUCUCAUUUUAAAUUUGUACAGACUGGUGAACACCAUAGGACCUUAAAGUACCUCAAUCUAGAAUGUACCAUUUGGCUGUAGCAAGGUACAGGUGAUACCGCUAUUCAUAUUAGAGGUUUUUCUCUAAAUGGUGUAUUUCAGUUACAUCUAUUGUUUGUUCUUAUUUAUUUAAGUGCCCAAAGGUGUGUUCUCUUUUUCUGAUAUUAGUGAUAGUGGCCCUCAUGUACUAUAAUAAGCUCAUGUGUAGCUGAUAAAUGAGGGGAAAUGUAUAUAAACUGUAAGCGUGUAAAAGGAUUGCUUCAGGUUGUUCCUUUUAGACAAAGGCCUUCUUGGAGCUCAAAUAAAGGUUUACCCUUACUCAUGAA
This is a messenger RNA of Centropristis striata (black sea bass), 3195 nucleotides long. RefSeq names its product ATP-dependent zinc metalloprotease YME1L1-like. The transcript has 18 exons. Gene Ontology annotation, cellular component: mitochondrial inner membrane. NCBI's taxonomy places the organism in Eukaryota, Metazoa, Chordata, Actinopteri, Perciformes, Serranidae. Gene Ontology annotation, molecular function: metalloendopeptidase activity; ATP-dependent peptidase activity; ATP binding. Bases 215 to 2392 code for a protein of 725 amino acids. The record is from RefSeq and is a predicted model, not a curated record. Gene Ontology annotation, biological process: mitochondrion organization; protein quality control for misfolded or incompletely synthesized proteins.